This is a messenger RNA of Plasmodium vinckei vinckei, 2262 nucleotides long. RefSeq names its product acyl-CoA synthetase, putative. The transcript has a single exon. Lineage: Eukaryota; Apicomplexa; Aconoidasida; Haemosporida; Plasmodiidae. The coding region runs from base 1 to 2262 and encodes 753 amino acids. Gene Ontology annotation, molecular function: long-chain fatty acid-CoA ligase activity. The record is from RefSeq and is a predicted model, not a curated record. Gene Ontology annotation, cellular component: endoplasmic reticulum; membrane.
AUGAAUCCUUAUAACUUGGUGGGAAAAAUAAUUUAUGCAUUGGUACCGUCAAAAUAUAAAUGCCAAGAUAAAAAGGAGGGUGCUAUUUCGUAUACUAAAGUGCAUAUAUCAUCAUCCAAUGAAAAUGAAUCAGAUGUUUAUAAAGCAUUAGAUAAACCCGAUCCAGGAUAUAAAUAUAUUUUUGAUUUAAUAAUGGAAGCACCACAAAAAAAACUGAACAUGCCUGCAGUAAUUGAAAAUGCAUAUGGAAAACGCGCUGAAACAUAUACUUACAAAAUGCUGAUAGAUAAAGUUAAUGCAUUUUCAUCUGUUUUAGAUUCAUAUGAUGGGGGUGUUCCUGAAAAAUCAUAUGAUGAAAAAGAAAACGAUGGGAAAUUUAAAAUAUUAGGUAUAUAUGGAAAUAAUUCAUUAAAUUGGUUAGUAGCAGAUAUGGCUGCUAUGAAUACUGGUGUUACUACCUUAGUUAUGCAUUCGAGAUUUAGCAUUGAUGAAGUUAUUGAGAUUUUAAAUGAAUCUAAAUUAGAAUGGCUAUGUUUAGACUUAAAACAUACACAAACAAUAUUAGAAAGAAUAAAGGAUUUGCCACAUUUAAAAAAACUUAUAAUACUUGAUCAUAUCCCAAAUAAUGAUCCUAAGAAGGAAAAAGAAUUAAAUAAAAAUAAUAAUACCGAAAAAAAAUCCUUAAAAGGUUCCCUUAAAACGAAGGAAUCGUCAUCUACUGCUGAAGAAAUAAAAUAUAAAGAACUCCUUGAAAAAGAUAAACAAAAUUUAUAUGAUACAUAUAUGAAAGUUGAACAAGAUGCACAAAAAAAUAACAUAGAAAUUCAUACGAUAGAAUAUGCUAUGGAAAAGUUGGCUCAUCGAGGUGCAGUUAAAAAGAAGCAAAAUAAAUCUCCAAAUUUUAUUAGUACGAUUAUUUAUACUUCUGGAACUUCAGGAAAGCCAAAAGGUGUUAUGUUAAGUAACAAAAAUAUAUAUAAUGUAAUUUCAGCAGCUAUUAGUUCCGAAUUGCUUGAUUAUUUUCCAACAAAAUAUCAUUUAUCUUAUUUACCUAUGUCACAUAUAUUUGAAAGAAUAGUUAUGUACUAUUGUAUAUCUGGAGUAAUUCCAAUAAAUAUAUUUAGUAACGAUAUAAAUUAUUUUAAAUAUGAUUUGCUAGGAUCAGAAGCAAGUUCAAUAAUUUGCGUUCCUAAAAUUUUGAAUAAACUUUAUAGUGGUAUACAAGCAGAAAUAGCUAAUCUUCCACCAGUAAAAAAAUUUAUUGUGAACACGGCGUUAGGCAUACGUAGAUCACACCGACACGGUAAACUUGAUCGUCUUGUUGAAUCGAUUACAGGUAUUUCUAAAAAAAUAAAAAGUAAAAUAAACCCAACGUUGAAAAUGUUUCUUAGUGCUGGUGGAAAAUUGUCAUCCGAUGUUGAAAGAGAGUUAUCACUUCUAUUAGAUGUUGACAUAUAUCAAACAUAUGGGAUGACCGAAACAGCUGGAUCAAUUUUUAUACAGGGUCCUAAAGAUAAAAGUACUAAUACUGUUGGUGGGGCACAUAUAAAACCUAUUGAAUAUAAAGUAUCAACAUGGGAAACAUACGAUGCUAAAUCAAAACCACCAAAAGGAGAAUUAUUAGUUAAAAGUGAUCAAUUAUUUAGAGGAUAUUUCUUAAAAGAAGAUUUAACAAAAAGCUUGUUCACAAAAGAUAACUAUUUUAAAACAGGUGAUGUUGUACAAAUUAAUCAAAAUGGAUCCGUCACAUUUUUAGAUAGAUCUAAAGGUUUACUUAAAUUAUCUCAAGGUGAAUAUAUAGAAACAGAAACUUUAAAUAAUUUAUACUCAAUGAUUCCAUAUAUUAAUUAUUGUGUGGUAUAUGCCGAUGACUCAAUGGAUGGACCCAUGGCAAUUUUAUCUGUUGAUAAAAAUUUGUUUUCACAACAUUUAGAAAAUGAUGGUAUACUUAAGAAAUUAAAUAUAUCUAGAAAAGAGUUUAUGGAUAAAGUAUUAGAUGAAGAAGUUAAUAAAAAAAAAGAAUAUGUUGAUUAUAUUAAAAAAGAUAUGUUAGAAGCUUAUAAUAAAACAAAUUUAAAUAGUUAUAAUUUAAUUAAUGAUAUAUAUAUCACAAUGGGAUUAUGGGACACCUCCAAUUAUUUAACACCAACUUUUAAAGUAAAGCGAUUUAAAUUAAUAAAUGAUUACGAUUUUUACUUCCAACAAGUGAAAUCCAAAUAUAAAGAAAAAUUAAAAGGUCAAAAAGCUCCUGCAAAAAAUUAG